AUGGACCUCAUGGUGGCCAACUUCAACAAGACGGCGGCCACGGCCCCCCUCCCACCCAUGGGAUUCACCGAGAACUUCUCGCCGACCUUCCUCUCUUCCGGAAACCCGUGCCUGGACUUCUUCUUCCACAUCGUCCCCGACACGCCGCCGGAGGCCCUCGCAGAGCGCCUCAAGCUCGCCUGGGAAGACGACCCGCUGAAGGCCCUGAAGCUCGUCUGCAACCUCCGAGGCGUUCGCGGCACAGGCAAGACCGACAGGGAGGGCGGCUACACGGCGGCGCUGUGGAUCCACAAGAACCACCCCAAGACCCUUGCCUGCAACGUCGCCCCCCUGGCUAAGUUCGGCUACUUCAAGGACCUCCUCGAGAUCCUAUUCCGCCUAGUCGAGGGCCCCGACGCCCGUACACUGGCUAAGGCGGCUUACCGGAGUUGGAAAUCGAGGGCUUCACGCCGGGCUCGCGAGCUUGCCAAACGCCGGCAGGCCAAAAAACCCAAACAGAUGGCCCCACAAUAUGGCGGCAUAAGGAAGAAGACCCAAGGUCGGAUGAGGAGGAGAUCCAACCGGCCGAGCAACUCGAAUGAGAGCCCAAACCAGCCGAAACUAAGCAAUGAGGAGAAGAGGCUCGAGCGGGCAAAGAAGGCCUUUGAGAGGUUCAGCCGCGACCCGGAUUACAGAUUCCUUCACGAGCGUGUGUCGGAUUACUUUGCCCUGUGCUUGCGGUCGGACAUGGAGAUGCUAAACUCCGGCCAAUCGAACAAAAUCAGCCUUGCCGCUAAGUGGUGCCCCUCCCUCGACUCCUCAUACGACCAGGUGACUCUGCUUUGUGAGCCCAUUGCCAAGAAAGUCUUCCCGAGGGAGGAAUUUCCGGAAUACGAAGGAGUGGAGGAGGCCCACUAUGCGUAUCGUGUUCGCGACCGUUUACGUAAGCAAGUGCUUGUCCCGCUUCGUAAAGCCCUCGAGCUGCCGGAGCUCUACAUGAGCGCGAAACAGUGGAGUACUCUCCCUUACGGCAGGGUGUCCUCUGUUGCCACGAAAAUGUACAAGCAGGUGUUUCUGGAGCAUGAUCAGCAAAGGUUCGGAGAGUAUCUCGAGAAGGUGGAUAAGGGUGAGGCCAAGAUUGCCGCCGGAGCAUUGCUUCCGCACGAGAUAAUCGCCGGGCUUGGAGACGGUGACAACGGCCAGGUGGCAGAGCUUCAGUGGAGGAGAAUGGUGGAUGACCUGGCAAAGAAGGGGAAGAUGAGCAACUGCCUAGCGAUUUGUGAUGUUUCGGGGAGCAUGACGGGUGUCCCGAUGGAGGUUUCGGUGGCUCUUGGGGUUUUGGUUUCGGAGCUUAGCGAGGAGCCGUGGAAGGGGAAGCUCAUCACAUUCAGCGCAGACCCCAAGAUUCAAGAUGUGGUGGGGUCGAGUUUGACAGAGAAGACGAAUUUUGUAAGGAGUAUGGAGUGGGGUAUGAACACUGAUUUCCAAAAGGUGUUUGAUUUGUUGCUUGAAGUUGCCAUGGCCGGAAAGCUCAAGCCGGAGCAGAUGAUCAAGCGGCUUUUGGUGUUUAGUGACAUGGAGUUUGAUCAGGCACGGUACAAGGGCGGUGGGUAUGGUCGGUUUGGCGGUGGGUAUGGUUGUGGGUAUGGCGGUAUUCGGUUGGGCCCACCACCAUCAUAUACUUUACCGGGCGUUGUUGGGACUCCCAGCACGUGGGAGACUGAUUACGAGGCGAUUGUGAGGAAGUUUGGGGAGAAGGGUUAUGGGGAAUGUGUGCCGGAGAUUGUGUUUUGGAAUCUGAGAGAUUCUCCGGCGACUCCGGUGGCGGCAGGGCAGCCGGGAGUAGCGCUAGUGAGUGGUUAUUCGAAGAAUAUGAUGAAGGUGUUUUUGGAGGAAGGUAGGAUUAUCAGUCCCCAGGCUGUUAUGGAUCAGGCUAUUGCGGGCAAGGAGUAUGAAGAGCUGGUUGUGCUGGAUUGA
Molecule: messenger RNA, 1956 nt
Organism: Striga asiatica
Lineage: Eukaryota; Viridiplantae; Streptophyta; Magnoliopsida; Lamiales; Orobanchaceae
Source: the annotation of a GenBank genome assembly